Molecule: messenger RNA, 3665 nt
Organism: Syngnathus typhle (broad-nosed pipefish)
Lineage: Eukaryota; Metazoa; Chordata; Actinopteri; Syngnathiformes; Syngnathidae
Exons: 6
Coding region: 175-3483 (1102 amino acids)
Biological process (GO): positive regulation of transcription elongation by RNA polymerase II
Molecular function (GO): protein binding
Source: RefSeq, a predicted model, not a curated record
CACGCGGACGGACAUUGCUGAGUCCUCUUUGAGUUCGGCCACCUGCUCAGAAUAGUGGCCAACGGCAACUUUCACACGCUUGUAAUGUAUUGUUUUAACAGAGCCCAAAAUGAGCAAAACUGACUAAUUGGGUACUUUUUACUAUGUUUGCAAGCUACCAAUGCUAAUGGAAACAUGCCGCACUACCAGUUACGGGACUAUGAGAUGAAUCUUCUUGGAGAGCUCCAGAGACAACAAAACAGCGCCCAGUUCUGUGAUACACUUUUGCAAACUGAGGGUAUCUCGGUGCCCACUCAUAGCUGUGUUCUAGCGGCGUUUAGUCCUUACUUCUCUCAGAAGCUGUCAGCCACACCUUCUCCUCCAAAUGGGCAAAAACGUCAGAUCCAGGUUCAGUCUUUGAAGGCCCACACCCUGUUGAAGCUGGUUGGACUUCUUUACUCAGGAGAGUUGGAGGUAAAAGGAAGUGUAGAACACAGUGAUGUGAUGAAUGCAGUCCAGAAAUUUGGGAUUACACCCCUCAUACAGCGACAGAGAAAUGAGGCUACAAAGGAGAUGGACCCCCAGGAGAACCGGGUCAGGAGUUGCAGUAAAUGCUGCACGUUAACAGCUGCUGGUGGGGAGAGUGCUAAAUGCAAGACAAUGAAAGAUUCACUAGCGGAUCCUAAGAUGGCAGGAAUUGGGAAAGAUACACAUCGUUCAGUGGAGAAGACAAAUUGUGUAUCCAACGGGACACAAACUCCGUUAGAAAAUCUAAGUGAACCUGUAACCUCAGAGCACAUCAAAUGUCAUCUUCAAAACAUCCCAUUAGAUACUUGCGAAUCAAGUUCACAUGAACCCUCUGCAUCUGUUACAAAUCCAACGUCAAAUGACCAAGUGUCCAGCAAUCGGUCCUGCAGUUCCAACAAUGACAUGUCCUUCUCCCAAAAGCCUUGGAAUGAAAGUACUGGCUCCACUGGUAGUACUCUUUUGCUGACUCAAACGAAGGACAAGAUCAAGACAAGCAGAGUCGAAGCUGAGAAGAUACCAGAAGUUGAAAAUGGCAAUUCUACAGAAAGGAGGCCUGUAUUUGCCAAGAUAGCAAAGAAGAACCUGCCCAAGAUGAAACUGAUGGAGUCAACACAAUUAUCCGUUAAGGUGAAACUGAGGAGAAGGAGUUCAAAAGAAAAACUAUGGGAGGUUGUGUCUAUUCCAGAUGACGAUGAGAGAACGUCAGGGUUCACCCCUUUACCUCAGGAGGCCUCCCCAGCUGCAGCCCAGACUUCCAUCCAUAAACAAGGUGAACCCAGCAACUCCAAUAGACUUCCAUCCCACCCCAGUACUACAUCUGAACGGUCACAUCACGUCAUUGAUUGCACUGCUCCACACCAAAGUGGAACGCUCCAGUCGGCAUCUGUUCCACAGCCUCACGGCCUUUCAGAAGAAUCUGAUGAGCAGAUAGAGAAGUUGUUGGAGGACAUCAUGAUGGGUCUGAACAUUCUGACUGACUUGGGAAGUCCAGAGGGUGACACGGGGCAAAGUAAGAUACUUUCAGCCACCCCUUCAGCUGAAUGUCAGAACGUUGUGGAACGAAGUGACCGGAUAUCAACAUACACAGCUCAGAAACAGCCCAACUGUAAAAGUGAGCCACUUGUUGAUCCGAGUAGCAUGGAAAUCCCAGAGCAACCGUUUAAUUUGGAUCUCUCAUCGGUGAGAUCAUUGGAGCAAAAUUACCAACCAGUCCAGGAGCCGCAUCCCUUGUCUUCGUUUUCGUCACCUUGUUUGAACGAUUUGCGGCUCCCUAGAUGCCUCUCUCCGAUUGAUCCGUUCACUUCAGCAGAAAUUGAUAACCUAACCGCUAACAAUUAUCAAUUGCCUCGCUGUGUGGGACCCUUGCUUAUAGAGCAUUCUGGAUUACUUGUUUUUCCAAUUGCUCAUCGAGAAGAUGAACAGCCCCCUUUAUUGAAGACACGUCAAAACUGCUGGCGAGAGCCAUUCCUAAAGCAGUUGGAGUCUGAACCACAGCAAAGCCAAAGCUGUAGAACACUACCUUGCAUUAGAAACGCCGUGGGGGCGUGUCCAACUGCUGCUGAAAGAAAAUCUUACCCCAUGAAGAUAAAGCCAACUUUAAUACGUAAAAAAAGUGUUGCUUUGGAUGGUAUUGCACCUCCUAAAAAAAGGAAAGUGUGUGUGGAUUAUCCUCCAGAUGCCAUUGGUUCAAAUUGUGAUGCAUAUCUGAGUACAAAACAACUGAGUGUUUGCUCAGUUAGUUUGUCACGAAACAAUGUCCUGGCAAAAGAAAGGAAUAUGGCCAAAGGCUCUCCAAAAUCACCAACCGUUCUUUCAGUCACACAGAAUCAACUGUCAACCACAAAGAACCAUGUGAAAGAGAGAACCAUAACCGUGGAACCUCCAAAUUCGACAAAUACAAGCCAAACGCGCAUCAAGACCAGGGACUUCCUGAAAACAACUCAAGGGCCUCCAAGCGACACAUGCACACAAAGCUACACCAAUGCAAACGCAAAGGUCCCGAGAUUUCCUAUUGCAUCCAACCAAGUCUGUCUCUUCAAGCCGAAACGUGGCAGACGACCAAAAAACACGAAAGCUCUUUUUUCUCCAAACACUUCUGCUCCAGUCAUAUCCAAGAGUGAAAAUGAGGUGAAAAUUGAAGAGGAAUUGUUCAAGAUAGAUCUGGAAAAGAGUAAUAUAAUGAAAAGAAAAGGCCCCAAAAAUAAGAAAGGAAGGGGAAAGGAGCAGGUGGUUACAAUGAGCGCUGCCAAAACUGACAACGAUGCGUCCAAACAGAAGAUUGCUUUCAGCAAACGGCACAACUUAAAAAAGAAGUCAGUUAGCCAAGAAGUUGGUAAGAAACGGCACAACUUAAAAAAGAAAUCAGUUAGCCAAGAAGUUGGUAAAAAGUCCUUCAAUGGAGAUGAUCAUAAAGAAUUCGUCAGAAUUCCGCUUCAAGAAGAAACCUCUGCAAAUGUCAAUGUUUCCGUUGAUGUGAAUCACUGUCAAAUUCUCAAGCAAUCACCGGAUGAGAAGGACAGAUUACAAGAACAAGACUACGAGAGCUCUUUUAGAAAGAGGACCACUUUCUUAACUGCUGAGCAUCCUUCUUUGGAUGAGGCCAAAGAAUCAUUUACUCAACAUUCUGAGAGGGACCAAGCACAGAAGACCCCCAUACAAGGACUAACGCCUGUUGUGAUGCCACCUCAAAAAAACAACCCAGGUUGCUCUCUUAGUGACAGACAACCAUGUCCACAAAAUCAAGCAUCUUUGGAGCCUACCGUGAACCCCCAAAUCAGUACAUGUCUGUCUGCUGUCACCGGGUCACCAGUAAACCCAGAAUGCAAUAAAGAAGAUAUCAUUGACGUAGACGAUAUACUCUCUUCCCCAGAAAAGAUACUUUUAAUCAGCCAGCACGAGUGCAUACUUGUUGAUGCUGAUACUACACCAAGUGAAGAGGAGGGCGAGAUCGACGUGACGGGCGAUGAGUUAGACUGAUGUGUGUACUUUUUUGGUGUUGUGGUCAUUCCUAAUGUUCUCUGUUUCUCUCUGGCUUUUACUUCUAUGUUGUGCCAAGGUUAGAUGUCUAAUUGAGUGACCAUCUUUGUAUAAUAGUUUUUUUCCUGUUGUGUUUCCCUUACCAGUUGAUGUCUGCGUAAGAUGGCAACAAAAGAAUCACA